UCAAUCGCGCCUGACGGAGCCAACACAAACCGUUUAUUACUAGAACUAAUGGGUAAACAUUAAAAUUCGCAUUCACUUGUUGUGAUUUCUACGCGACGUUUAUGUUAAGGCAUUCCACGUACAAAGUGUUGAAUUAAAUCAUUAAUUAACAUUAGAUUGCCUACGUGAUGAAGUAACAGUGCUAAGUGAAAUUAGAAGUAUUCCGUCGUAACUUCAAGGAAAGUUAUGUGAUUUGAAUUAUAGAUCAGUUAUACAACAUGUCCAAAUUUCUUCAAUGGACCAAUGACAACAAAUUGGUGAUAUUUCUACUUAUUACCACGGUCUGUUUCCUUGUAUCAACUGUGGUACUUUCUAGCAGAAUUAAGCACGCAUCGGCGUGUCCAUUGGAGGGAUCGCCUUACACUCAAAAAAAUUUUAAUAAUGAAAGGAAGGAAGAUGAUCUCGUUUCAAAUAAGAGCGCUUACUACAGACUGCCAAGACACACGAUUCCGAGAAGCUACAAAUUGCUCCUUCAACCCGACAUGACGAACAAAACGUUUCACGGUGUCGUGGAAAUUUCUCUCCAAGUAACAAAUCCUACAAAGAGCAUAACGCUCCAUUCAAACAAAUUAAAUAUCACGACAACAUCUCUCACAAAAAAGCGCAAAGAUAAAAUAUCAAUAGAUGCCAUUCACAUAGUUCCAGGAAAAAGAGAAUUUUUAGUUGUCAAUUUACAAGACGAAAUCCAGAAAGGUAGCUAUGCGCUAAAAAUAGAAUUUAGCGGGCGAUUGGAUAAAGGAUUCAUUGGGUUUUACUCGAGUACUCUGAAAAAUGGAAAAACCAUGGUGGCCAGCAAGUUUCAGCCAACAUACGCUCGACAAGCUUUUCCAUGCUUUGAUGAGCCUGAUUUCAAAGCCACAUACGACAUUUCUUUAGUGAAGCCAAAGUCAUACAUAGCUUUGUCUAACAUGAAUGAAAUAUCUAAAUCGCCUACUGAAGAUGGCAAAUCAGAACUGGUUACUUUUGCAACAAGCGUCCCAAUGUCAACUUAUUUGGCUUGUUUCGUUGUGUGUGACUUUGAUUACAAGGAGAAUGAAAUAAACGCCAACGGGAUUGGAAAGAACUUUAUUCUUAGAUCCUUUGCGCAAAAGAAUCAGAUGCAUAAGAUUGAUUUUGCCCAAGAUAUUGGCAGGAGAGCAACGGAAUUUUAUGUGAAGUACUACGAAGUGCCCUUCCCUCUUCCCAAAUUAGAUAUGAUUGCGAUCCCAGACUAUGUGUCUGGUGCCACAGAGCAUUGGGGACUGAUCACUUACAGGGAAACGUCUUUCCUGGUGGAUGACAGUACAGCGUCAUCUAAAAACAAGAUCAGUGUAGCUAAUACAAUCGCUCAUGAACUAGCUCAUAUGUGGUUUGGUAACUUAGUGACUAUGAAAUGGUGGGACGACCUAUGGCUAAAUGAAGGCUUUGCGUCCUACAUGCAAGUAAAAGCCUUGAAUGCUAUUGAGCCAUCGUGGACGAUGUUAGACCAGUUCUUGACGAAAACAUUACAUUCUGUGCUGGUGACCGAUGCUAAGCUCUCAAGCCAUCCCAUUGUCCAGACUGUGUCCACACCGGACCAGAUUACAGCCAUAUUUGAUGCUAUAUCUUACAACAAGGGAUCCUCAGUUCUCCGUAUGCUGGAAGGCUUUAUAGGUGAAGAGAAUUUCCGCAAAGGAGUGUCUGACUACCUGCAGAAAUACAAAUUUGGCAACACAGUGACCCAAGAUUUGCUGUCGUCUUUGGAGCCCUAUAGCAAACAGGAACACCCUGAGUUGGAUAUUAAUUACGUAAUGGAUACAUGGACCAAACAAAUGGGAUAUCCGCUAGUCACCGUAAGCAGAGGCGAGAAACCAAACACAUACGUUCUUACCCAACGUCGUUUCCUACUUGAUCCCGAAGCUGUGUAUCCAAAUGACUCGGAGUUCGACUACCGUUGGUUCAUUCCAAUCACCUAUACAACAAACAAGGGACCGAAAAAAGAUAUUCUGUGGUUCCCAAACGGCGUCCAAAAAGUGGAUAUGAUUCUCGAAGCAGAUGAAAAUUGGGUGAAAAUAAACAACAACCAAGUAGGCUACUACAGGGUAAACUAUACGUUAGACAUGUGGAAGAGCUUGAUCGAACAAUUGAAACUAAAAGCUGAACAGCUAACAAUAUCAGACCGCUCCAACUUGCUAGACGACGUGUUUGCGCUGGCCGAGACUAAAACAGUGCCGUACCGGCUAGCGCUGGACCUGACUGGCUACCUGUCGGUGGAAGAAGACUACGUGCCCUGGGAGACUGCUUCGGCGGUCUUCUCGAGGCUGGCUGACAAACUGAUGGGGACUGUGGUGCAUGAUAAGCUGCAGAAAUAUAUUCAAAAGCUUGUGAGUCCUUUGUAUACGAAGCAGAGUUGGGAAAGAAGUAAAAUUGGUGUAAUUGAAGGAUUAUUAAGAACAAGGAUACUAUCCCUGGCCACAAGGUGUCGAUUGCCAGAAGCCGAGGAUAAAGUGAGGGCCCUAUUCCUGGACUGGCUGAACAACCACGGGACUGACAAAGCUUCCACCAUAGAGCCUGACCUUAGGGACUUCGUCUAUUAUUAUGGUAUGAAAUCUUCAAGCCAGGCCGAAUGGGAUAAGCUUUGGCAGAUUUACCUGAAGGAAGAAGAUGCGCAGGAACAAACUAAGCUAAGGAAUGCGCUGGCAGGACCGCGGGAUCCUGAGCUGCUUAAAAAGUACUUAUAUCUAUCCUGGGAUGAAAAGAACAUUCGCAGUCAAGACUUCCUAAACGUGCUGCAUUACAUCAGCUCCAAUCCGUCUGGCACGGCACUAGUGUGGGACGAAGUUCGCUCGCGCUGGCCGGAGCUAGUAGACCGAUUUACUCUUAACAGCCGGUACCUGGGAAAUCUCAUACCUGGCAUCACUAGCUCGUUUAACUCGCAGCUUAGGCUUAAAGAGAUGGAGGCGUUCUUCGAGCAGUACCCAGAAGCGGGCGCGGGCGAAGCGGCGAGACGUCGCGCGCUAGAGACCGUCAAAGGCAACAUCAAGUGGGCCGCCUCGCACCAAGCCGCGGUGGCCGCCUGGCUGGAACAACACGUGGCCUAGCGCGGUACUUACUUGAUCUCAUCUUAACCCUUUCACUGUAUACAGGGUGCCUUUGAAAUCAUUGGCAUCCUUUUAAAAUAAGACUACUCAUAUACACUCGGCAUCAAAUAAAUCGACCCGCCCGCGACGCGAACAUUAAAGAUUUUCUUCUGACACAAUCAUGGUACCCUAACAAUAUUGGUGUUAUUUGAAAGCCCAAUAAAU
This is a messenger RNA of Ostrinia furnacalis (Asian corn borer), 3302 nucleotides long. Its product is annotated as glutamyl aminopeptidase. Gene Ontology annotation, molecular function: zinc ion binding; peptide binding; metalloaminopeptidase activity. NCBI's taxonomy places the organism in Eukaryota, Metazoa, Arthropoda, Insecta, Lepidoptera, Crambidae. Gene Ontology annotation, cellular component: membrane; cytoplasm. Gene Ontology annotation, biological process: peptide catabolic process; proteolysis. The record is from RefSeq and is a predicted model, not a curated record. The transcript is spliced from 19 exons. Bases 258 to 3098 code for a protein of 946 amino acids.